Eucalyptus grandis is the source of this 3544-nucleotide messenger RNA. RefSeq names its product N-terminal acetyltransferase B complex auxiliary subunit NAA25. The transcript is spliced from 19 exons. Gene Ontology annotation, molecular function: protein binding; protein-N-terminal amino-acid acetyltransferase activity. NCBI's taxonomy places the organism in Eukaryota, Viridiplantae, Streptophyta, Magnoliopsida, Myrtales, Myrtaceae. Gene Ontology annotation, biological process: N-terminal peptidyl-methionine acetylation. The record is from RefSeq and is a predicted model, not a curated record. Bases 87 to 3131 code for a protein of 1014 amino acids. Gene Ontology annotation, cellular component: cytoplasm; NatB complex.
UACUGUGUUUUACUCUGGAGUGGGGAGCGAAACCCUAAAGCUUAAACCCCAGCAGGUCGCUGCUGCGCUUUAGCUCGCUCAUCGCCAUGGCCUCCAAGUUCGGCCUUGCCGGCGGGAUACCGGAGCGGCGAGUCCGGCCGAUAUGGGACGCCAUCGAUUCUCGUCAGUUCAAGACUGCUCUCAAGCUCGUCUCUUCGCUCCUCGGGAAGUUCCCCAAUUCUCCUUACGUCCUCUCUCUUAAAGCUCUCGUUCUGGAGAGGAUGGGAAAGCCGGAAGAAGCCUUGUCUGUUUGCUUGAGUGCGAAAGAGCUGCUACAUUCCAAUGACUCCGCGUUGAUGGAUGAUCUCACUCUCAGUACUUUACAAAUUGUCUUCCAGCGGCUCGGUCACUCGGAGCUGGCUACUAGCUGUUAUGAACAUGCCGCUGCGAAAUUCCCAACUAAUUUAGACCUUAUGAUGGGGCUUUUCAACUGCUAUGUUCGCGAAAGCUCAUUUGUGAAGCAACAACAGACAGCUAUCAAAAUGUACAAAAUAGCCAGUGAAGAACGAUUCUUGCUCUGGGCUGUUUGUAGCGUCCAACUGCAGGUUCUUUGUGGCAAUGGCGGAGAGAAGCUGUUGCUGUUAGCAGAGGGCUUGCUUAAGAAGCAUGUUGCUACCCAUAGCUUGCAUGAACCAGAAGCUCUUAUGGUCUACAUCUCUUUGUUGGAACAGCAAGAUAAGUAUAGUCAUGCUCUUGAAAUCCUGUCAGGAAAUUUGGGAUCACUUCUGAUGGUUGAAGUUGAUAAGCUACGUAUACAGGGGAGACUUCUUGCUCGGACAGGUGACUAUAAAGCUGCGGCCGAUGUGUAUGAGAAGAUCUUAGAGUCAUGCCCUGAUGACUGGGAAUGUCUGCAACAUUAUCUAGAUUGUUUGCUGGAGGAUGACCCGACCCAGGGCAAUGAACCAAUUGAAAAUAGGAUCGAUGCUAUUAAAUUUGCAGACUGCAGAUCAAUUCCCUUGACAGAUGAAGUGUUUGAUUCUCGUAUAACAAGAGCAUCAACUUUUGUGCAUAAGUUGCAAGAGAACCUUGGAAAUGAUAUUGUAAGAUGUCCAUACCUUGGCAAUCUGGAGAUUGAAAGAAGAAAGCACUUAUAUGGCAAAGGAGAUGAGCAAAAGUUAAUGGAGGAUCUGAUGCAAUAUUUUUUAAGGUUUGGCCACUUAGCAUGCUUCACUUCUGAUGUCGAGGUGUUUGUUCAAGUCUUAUCAUCAGAUAGAAAGAUGGAGCUGUUUAAGAAAUUGAUCGAAAGCUCUUCAACCAUUUCUCAAGUGCCAGCGAAAGCAUUGGGGUUGUCAAUUACCGUAUUUAAGUUUCAACAAUUAGUGGGAAACAUAUACGGGCUCACUGUGGGUGGACUCGAGGAUCUUGCAGUAAAGAUGGUAGAGAUGUUCUGUAAGAAUCUUCCUCUUUCAAAGGACUUGGAUCCACAAGAGAGCAUGCAUGGCGAAGAGCUUUUAUCAAUGGCGUGUAAUGUGUUAAUUCAGUUAUUCUGGCGUACACAAUAUUUUGGCUUCAUCCUGGAGGCAAUUAUGGUUUUAGAGUUUGGAUUAACCAUCCGAAGGCAUGUCUCGCAGUACAAGAUCUUAUUAGUGCACUUGUAUUCUCACUUGGGUGCCAUUUCAUUGGCAUAUGACUGGUACAAGUCUUUGGAAGUUAAGAACAUCUUGCUGGAAACUGUUUCCCACAACAUUCUUCCCCAGAUGUUGGGUUCCCUUCUUUGGAUGGAUCUUAAUACUCUAUUGAGGGACUAUCUCAAGUUUAUGGAUGAUCAUUUUAAAGAAUCGGCAGAUUUAACAUUUCUUGCAUAUCGCCACAGAAAUUACUCAAAAGCGAUUGAAUUUGUGCAGUUCAAGGAAAGGUUGCAAAACUCCAAUCAGUACUUACUUGCCAGGAUUGAAUCAGCAAUUUUGGAGUUAAAGCAAAAUGCUGGUAACAUUGAUGAAGAGGAGUGUAUUCUUGAGAAUUUAAAAUAUGGGGUGCAUUUUGUUGAGCUCUCAAAUGAGAUUGGAUUGAAGUCUUUGACCUUUAAUGAAGAUUUAGAGUCUCGGCCUUGGUGGACGCCAACACCUGAGGAAAAUUAUCUUUUAGGUCAGUCAGUUGAGGAGAUUUCCCAUUUUCCCAAAGACAACUUGAGGAAGAAACGGGAAGCCAACACACGGACACUGAUUGAGAAGAAAGCCCUUCUUCCGCGGAUGAUUUAUCUCUCUAUCCAGAGUGCUUCAGUAUCCUUCAAGGAUGGUGUUGAAGUGAAUGGGUCUGGAUCAAAUCCUAAUGUCUCAUCAGAGAUGAAGCUCCUGCUUGAACACUAUGCAAAGAUUUUGGGUUAUCAUUUAUCUGAUGCAUUGGGAGUGCUUGGGGAAGUGUGUAGAGGUUUAAAAUCAACUGAGGUAUUUGGUGUGGACAUGAUCGACUGGGUGAAUUUUGCUGUUUUCUCUAAUGCUUGGAAGUUGAAUUCUAAUGAAUUUGACUCGCAAGAGAAAGAGGCUCAUAAGUUUGGUAGUUGGCAUGGUGUUGACACACUACUCAAGAAGUGUAUACUAGAGCGGCUUAAGUUCCUGAGUACCCCGAUAUCUCUUCACAUUACUGAUUUUCAAAUGUUAGUUCGGCUGAUUACAGAGCCAUUGUCUUGGCAUGUUCUUCUAAUUCAGUCUUGUGUCCGAACUUCUGUUCCAUCUGGAAAGAAGAAAAAGAAGAGCGGAUCUGUGGAUCUAUCAGUCUUGACCCUAUCCAGUGCAGUUCAAGAUUCAAUCCAAUCUCUAUGUGGUACAUUUGAAGAGAUUAUGAAAUGGUUGAGAAAUCAGAUUAGGAGGUUGGAGUAUAAGGAAGAGAAUCUGGAAGGCAUUUUGCUGUCCAUGGGGAAUGAAGUGCAAAAGGGAAGGCCCGGGGGAGUUUUCCAGAUUUUAGAGACUAUGUGCUCUUCAGGCAGUAAAGAACUUGGUGAUAGAAUCUCUGGAGCAUUGAAAUCUUGGGAUUCUAAUCAUCUGGUUAGGAAAAUAGUAAGUGGUCAGCAUGCAGUUCUUUCUGAAACUCUUUCUGUUUGUGAAUCAAAAUGUAGAACGUUGAAAGCACUAAAGCAGCAGAUUUUACAAAUCUGAACAGUCUCUGUAGUGCCAUUUGUGAGACUUGAAAUGUGUUCAGCGGGAUUCCAUUCACUUCCACAUGGAUGAGAGAUUUUCUAUCUUAGCAGAGACUUGGUUGUCAAGGGCUGCAAGGGACAUUAUCUCUGAUUAUGCCUUGGGGUCUCCCAUGAUGUCAAGAUAUCACUGCAGUCGGUGAUGACAUAGCCUUUUGAGCAGUCUCGGGGUGGUUUGAGAGUUUGCUGGAUUAUGUAAUUCUAGAUGAACUUGAAAUUGCUCUGAUGCCUUCUUCUUUUCAAAAGAUUUUCACAGGCAGAUCAUCUUUCAAUUCUUUCAAUAUUAUUCGGGCGACGUUUCAUCCUUUUUCGUUGUUAAGUUGUGUAAAUAUUCUUUUUGGAAUAAAUGCACAUCAUUUCAUCAAUUUAAUCGAA